Molecule: messenger RNA, 1037 nt
Organism: Euleptes europaea (tarantolino)
Lineage: Eukaryota; Metazoa; Chordata; Lepidosauria; Squamata; Sphaerodactylidae
Gene: RRM2B
Product: ribonucleotide reductase regulatory TP53 inducible subunit M2B
Exons: 9
Coding region: 134-1027 (297 amino acids)
Biological process (GO): deoxyribonucleotide biosynthetic process
Cellular component (GO): cytosol
Molecular function (GO): ribonucleoside-diphosphate reductase activity, thioredoxin disulfide as acceptor
Source: RefSeq, a predicted model, not a curated record
UAGGCCGGAGGGCGAGGAGAGAUUUUCUUCUGAUGCUGUCGAAAAUGGGUGUAAGUCAGAUGAAGAACCUCUCCUAAAGAAAAAUCCCCGUCGAUUUGUCAUUUUCCCAAUCCAGUAUCCUGACAUCUGGAAAAUGUACAAGAAAGCUCAAGCUUCCUUCUGGACAGCGGAAGAAGUUGACUUAUCAAAGGACCUUCCUCACUGGAACAAGCUGAAACCAGAAGAAAAAUACUUCAUUUCGCAUAUCUUGGCAUUUUUUGCAGCCAGUGAUGGAAUAGUGAAUGAAAAUCUGGUAGAGCGUUUUAGCCAAGAGGUGCAGGUUCCAGAGGCUCGCUGUUUCUACGGCUUCCAGAUACUAAUAGAAAAUGUUCACUCGGAGAUGUAUAGUUUGUUAAUAGACACUUACAUCAAGGACUCUGAGAAAAGGGAUUUUUUAUUCAACGCUGUUGAAACACUGCCUUGUGUCAAGAAGAAAGCAGACUGGGCACUGCGAUGGAUAAGAGACAGGGAAGCUACGUUCGGGGAGAGAGUGGUUGCUUUUGCUGCUGUUGAAGGGAUCUUCUUCUCUGGCUCUUUUGCAGCUAUAUUUUGGCUCAAGAAAAGAGGACUGAUGCCCGGGCUCACUUUCUCCAACGAACUCAUUAGCAGAGAUGAAGGUCUCCAUUGUGACUUUGCCUGCUUAAUGUUUCAGUAUUUAGUGAAUAAACCUUCUGAGGAAAGAGUCAAGGAAAUCAUUGUCAAUGCAGUUGAAAUUGAACAGGAAUUCUUAACAAAGGCCCUGCCGGUAGGCUUGAUUGGAAUGAAUUGUACUCUGAUGAAACAGUAUAUUGAGUUCGUGGCGGACAGGUUGCUUCUGGAGCUGGGCUUCUCCAAGGUCUUUCAAGCCGAAAACCCCUUUGACUUCAUGGAGAACAUUUCACUGGAAGGAAAAACCAAUUUCUUCGAGAAGAGGGUUGCAGAGUAUCAGCGAUUUGCAGUGAUGGCUGAAACGAACGAUAAUGUUUUCACUUUAGAUGCUGACUUCUAGUCUUGUGGGA